Molecule: messenger RNA, 2823 nt
Organism: Paracoccidioides lutzii Pb01
Exons: 5
Coding region: 1-2823 (940 amino acids)
Molecular function (GO): RNA binding
Source: RefSeq, a predicted model, not a curated record
AUGACUUCAAAUAUCCCCGAUGAAGCUCUUCACAUCCGUGGCAAGACUUUAACCCCCGAAAGUCCACGGCCUCUCUAUAUAUCCGAACCUUCUCAUAUCCCUUUACUCCAGAAUCAGAUGGACCCGGCCUUCGGCGAGUCGGGUGCAUAUCAGGAGCUGUUUAGCGAGAAAACGCCCUCUUCUUCAGACACCGAGCACGGUGGCAUCAUGAGUGAGCAGGUCCACCUUGCGAGUCAUACUUACACUAUGCUGCAUCGUGCUGUUGGAGGUUCAGGGUCAAAUGCUGUAGGAGAUCAAGGCGAAGUUAGUUUUCCGGAAUCAAUACAGACGGGUUAUCACAGAACAGAAACAGGAAAUGAAUCGACUUUCUCCGCUGCUCAUAGACCGGCUUCCUCGAGUCAAUCUGCAACUCACGUUAGUGAAACCUCCACUGAUGAACUGAACCAUAAGCGGGCCGUUCAUACUGCCACUGCCACUGCCACCUCUACCUCUACCAUACCUAAAACCUCCCCCCAUUUAGAUCACCUAAUCCUGUCCGAAAAUUACCCAUCUAAACCCUACCCACCCUCAACACUCCCAGGAGCCGAUUAUGUGUCGAACCUGAAAAAGAGAGACUUCAAUAAUAAUACCGUUGAACAUACCCCAACUCUAAGUGGUCGCCAUGGUAGAAACAUUAAAUCUGAGGCAAAUACUGUGCCCGAUGGAGAUUCCAGCCACCCGAGCUCCUUGAAUACCAAAUCUGAUUCCAAAAAUAUCCAUCUAUCUUCUCCCACAGCCAUUGCCAAUACCGUGGCAUCUACUGAUGAUUACAUGACCAAACCUUUGAACUCAGACCCAUCUAUUUUCCAUUCUGCUGGUCUUCCCCCCCGCCCACCUCCCCAAGAUAAACCCUCCAUCAACCUAAACUACACUACCACUGAUAAUAUCCAGCCCUUUCAUCCCUUGCCCACUCAGCCCGAAAGCGGGGCUACCACACAGUAUGGUCAAAGUAAUUAUCUCCAAUCUAGUGGGCUGCCUGCCCUUGUUGUACCACCUGCUGCACCUGGGACCUCAUCUUCAUUGAACGGAUUGCCUCCCCCUUCCAUUCCCACUUUUCAACAUCAAUUCCCCCCUUCAUCUAGUGCACAAACAAAACCCGGUAUUCAAAAAUUUCAACGAGGUGAGAGACUGGGUGAUGAGGGGUUGAAGUUUCUGCGCGGUGAUGGUGAUAGAGAGGAGCCGUGGGGCCCUGAUGUUCAGAAGAAGUAUGACGAGUUUCUUCAUUAUGAAAGGGUUUAUGUUACUGAGGGGAUGUGGGAUCGGUUUCCGCCGGGGUCAAGACUGUUUGUCGGUAAUCUCCCAACAGAGAGAGUCACCAAGCGGGAUCUUUUUCAUCUCUUUCAUAAAUAUGGUGACCUUGCACAGAUCUCUAUAAAGCAGGCAUACGGGUUUGUCCAAUUCGUGGAACCUUCUGCGUGUCGCAAGGCUUUAGAAGCUGAACAGGGGGGAUUGAUAAGAGGACGGAAGAUUCACCUCGAAAUCUCGAAACCCCAAAAGCCCACGAGACAUGCGCCUGCCACUGAUUCAUCGAGGCCCCAAGCUACAAAAAGAUCCAGAUCGCCUGACCAUCCCCGGGGUGUGCCAAGUCUCCGCGGCAAACGUCCAAGUAGCCCCCAUCGAUACGAUAGGGCGUCGGAAUCCAGGAAACCACCGCCAUUUAGGGAGUUCAGAGGCCAUGAUGACCAGUAUCGCCGUCGUGACGACUACCGUCCAAAUCGCACACCAUCACCACAUGGCCAUCGUCGAGAUGAAUAUCACUUUCGCAACAGAACACCAGAAAAAUAUGACCGACGCCGCGAUAGGCACCGCUCUAGAUCUCCUUACGUCCGCCCAGGGCGAUACAGAAGCCCAAGUCCGAGGCAAAGAAGCUAUGAGAACGAUUCAGAUCUUCCCAUACCAAGGCGGUCCUUGCGCCAAGUGCCAGAUGUCCAGAUUAUUGUCUUGGAGAAUGUCGAUAGGGAAUUCAUAUAUCAUAUCGAGAGUUCGUUCCAAGACCGAGGUUUGCGAACGGAUGUGCUCAUUCUCAGUCCCCGGAUAUCACUUGCUGCUGUUGUUCGUCGUCAGAUCAUCGAGGGCGUCUUAGCGAUCAUCAAGCUAUCUCGCACAAAUCAGUAUUCUGGGAAAAUCCCAUUGCAAGUGUUCGAUCGCAGCGGUGGAAGCGAUAAUGUUAAGUUUAAUGAAUACUCAGAAGUCGAACCGAACAUUGCCGCAGAUGUGGUUCUCCAAGCCCAAACCAUUUUUGUUGCGAACACGUCCAAACACCCUUCGACUCAGGUACCACCAGUAAUCUCCCAACUACUACCAAACCCCACUCGAUAUCAACCGCCACAGCCACCCUUAGGCACAAGCAGCAACAUUACAAGCCUCAUCUCGAAUCUAGAUGGCCCCGCCCUUCAAUCUCUCCUUGUCGCACUGCAGCAGAACCCCGCUGCACUCCAGGUGGCUCAGCAGCAAUACGCUCCACAAAGAAGCCCAACCGGCCUGGCUAACAUCCUGAGUAAUCUCUCUCACCAACAAAACCCGUCUGCUCCUCCCAAAAACACGCCACGCCACGCUUCCCAGCCUACAUGUAGUCUUCCACAGUCACAGCUACGGCCUGGUGCAGGAAGUGACACAACCUUGGCAUCACUUUUGGCACAAACUAUAGGAGGACAGGAAGCAAGUCAACUGCCUCAGCCCCCACCACCGUCGAAAUCGCAGGCGCCGGCAAUGGCACCAUUCGGGCCACAGAUGGCUCCACAUGUUCAGAACAUCAUGGAUCAGUUGAUGAAGUGGAAGCAAUAA